GAAGUUGAAGCUUCUGGGGGAAAGUUCCGUGUCCUUCGCCGCGUCUGCAUCAGCGCUCGCACGGAUCCGGCCCAUGAUCAGCCCUGUGCAGCAGCGAGCGCUUGGGUUGUGGAUGGAACGAAGCUCCGGCCGCCUCAGCCGCCGCAAGGACUUCGAGCUGGACAGGGCCGAGGUCAUCGGCUUGCUCCGUGCACUGGUGGCCUGCAGCAAGCUACAGUCUCGGAUGCUAAGCUGCUGCCUGAAAGUGCUGCAGAAGGAUUCCGAGAGCUUGGCUCCCUCGCAGAUGCUGGUGGUGCUCUUGGCCCUUCGCACGAUUCGACCAAGACGGCUGAACGACCAGCAGCUGUGGUUCCUCCGGCGCGUGCAAUCCCGAUUCGAGGAAUUUCGUUUGCCACAGUUAGCUUUGGCUCUUUGGCGAUUGCAUGGCAUCCAGGAGGAGCUUGCAGAUGGCGCGGAGAUGCGGCAGAUGAUCGAGUCCGGCACGGCUCGCUUCCGAUCUGCACGGCUUCGAUGGCCACAGGCGCCCUGGCGCCGCCACGCCGAGGCCGGUGAGACUCCAUCAGCCAAUCAGGCAGAGGAAGUAGACCUCAGCAUGGAGGAGUGGCGGUGGCUGGCGAACUCUGCAUUGCCUUGCCCGCUUCUGCACGAUCAAGGAGAGGGUCCCAUGCCGUGGACUGCCGAAUUGCUGCGACCUUUUGCUUCCUGGGUGGUGGCGGUUGCAGAUGAGAUCAAGACAGAGGCAGAUCUCCUCGUAAGCAUCACUUCGUCGUUCACAUCCGCCGAGGACGAGGACGCCGUCACCCCGGAGUCGUUUGCGCAUCGAUGCCUCGUGGAAGAGACAGUGGAUUUGGUGCCACCUCCGCACACACUCACGCACAGAGGCAACAAAGUUUCGGCCCUGGCAUUUGAUCGUAGCCUCUCCUUGACGCCCAGUACUGCAUCCUUGUCGCAGUUCUUGGUGUUCAUACAUAGCAUGGCGUUCAGGUUCGACAGCGCUACCGUGCAGUCCUCCAGAGGGAUGGACUUGCGUGGACAGGCCGGGAAGCUUCAGACACGGGAUGUGCUGCGAGCAGAUUGCGAGCAGAAUUAG
Molecule: messenger RNA, 1090 nt
Organism: Symbiodinium sp. CCMP2456
Lineage: Eukaryota; Dinophyceae; Suessiales; Symbiodiniaceae
Source: the annotation of a GenBank genome assembly